Diorhabda sublineata is the source of this 906-nucleotide messenger RNA. RefSeq lists its product as uncharacterized. Gene Ontology annotation, molecular function: odorant binding. NCBI's taxonomy places the organism in Eukaryota, Metazoa, Arthropoda, Insecta, Coleoptera, Chrysomelidae. Bases 40 to 831 code for a protein of 263 amino acids. The record is from RefSeq and is a predicted model, not a curated record. The transcript has 4 exons.
AGAAGCUGGCAGGUAAAUCCCAGUAAAUUUGGUUUUAAAAUGUACACAAUACCAGUAUUUAUUGCCGUUAUAGGAGCUUUUUUGAAAAUCGACGCUUACAACUUUGAAAAUCCUGAUUAUAACCAAAUUUUGGCUAAUGAUUUAGAAGAGCUUUACAGCACUUCACACUUUGUGAAUAUAAGGGAUAAGAGAGAUACUUCUAAUGAAAUUGAUGGCAAAUGUUCAAGAAGAGGACCCAAAGUUUGUUGUGACGACAUGGCUUUGAAAAAGAUACGCGAAGGUCAGAAAGAGUAUAAGAAUGCAUGUUUUAAAGAAGUCGUAGGAAAAGAUAAACCAGACAAACGUCCUCAUGAAGCACCAUUUGAUCCUUUCGACUGCGAAAAAAUGCGACAAAGAAGAAGUGAAAUUGUGUGUAUUUCUCAAUGUGUGGGUCAAAAGAAUAACUAUAUCGACGAUGACGGUAAAAUCAAACCUUAUGAAUUUGAAGAAUAUAUGAAAAAUAAAUUAGAAGACAUCACCUAUUUGGCUCCCGUAGUAGAUAAGAUAAUAGCAGGAUGUGUGGCCGACAUAAAGAAUGCUACAAUGGAAGAUGAAAAAUGUAAACCAGAUGGAAUUGUAUCAGAAUUUUGUAUAUUUAAAAAUAUUCAACUAAAUUGUCCCGAUGAUCAAAUUAAGAAUAAAGAAGCUUGUAUGAAGUUUCAAAAAAUGUUAAAGGAAGGACAAGGUCCACCUCCGGUAGGCUUCCUACCACCACCAGAUUUUCAUGGACCACCACCAGGUUUUCAUGGACCACCACCGGGAUUUCAUGGACCAUCAGCUGCACUUUCUUAAUUGGAUAGCAAAUAUGUUCUUUUAAGAUAUUUGUAACACAUGAAGAUUUAAAUAAAAAUUUGAUAAUGUUGAAAA